AUGUCAUCUCGACCAGACCUGAAGGUCGACGACGAAGUCGGUUUCAUCCGCUUCUACCGCUCCCUCCCCAACGCAGACAACAAUGAGACAAUCCGCGUCUUCGACCGAGGCGACUGGUACUCAUCACACGGUGCCGAUGCCGAGUUCAUCGCCCGUACCGUCUACAAAACCACCUCCGUCCUCCGAAACCUAGGUCGCAGCGAGACCAGCGGCCUACCCUCCGUCACCAUGAGCGUGACCGUAUUCCGCAAUUUCCUCCGCGAAGCCCUCUUCCGCCUCAACAAGCGCGUCGAGAUCUGGGUGUCCGGCGGCACGGGCAAGGGAAAUUGGAAACUGGGCAAGCAAGCUAGUCCCGGCAACCUGCAAGAUGUGGAAGAUGAACUCGGCAGUGUGGGUGCUAUGUCAAUGGAUUCAGCACCUAUCAUCUUGGCUGUGAAGAUUUCUGCGCGUGCUGCAGAGGCGCGGAAUGUCGGUGUGUGUUUUGCGGAUGCGAGCGUGCGCGAGCUCGGCGUGAGCGAGUUCCUCGAUAAUGAUAUUUACUCCAACUUUGAGUCUCUGGUUAUUCAACUCGGUGUCAAGGAGUGUCUGGUUGUUAUGGAUUCUGCCGGGAAGGAUGUCGAACUUGCCAAGAUUCGUGCUAUCGCUGAUAGCUGUGGUAUUGCGAUCUCCGAGCGGCCGGCGGCAGACUAUGGCGUGCGCGAUAUCGAACAGGAUCUCACACGGUUGUUACGUGAUGAGCGGUCCGCGGGUACACUGCCCCAGACGGAGCUGAAGCUUGCUAUGGGGUCUGCGUCUGCGUUGAUCAAGUACCUUGGUGUUAUGACCGACCCGACCAAUUUCGGCCAGUACCAGCUUUAUCAGCAUGAUUUGUCGCAGUAUAUGAAGCUUGAUGCGUCUGCGCUGCGUGCUUUGAACCUUAUGCCUGGCCCGCGGGACGGAUCGAAGAGUAUGAGUCUGUUCGGUCUAUUGAACCAUUGCAAGACGCCCGUAGGAAGUCGCCUACUGUCGCAGUGGUUGAAGCAGCCUUUGAUGGAUCUUGCCGCUAUUGAGCAGCGGCAGCAACUGGUGGAGGCAUUUGUGGUCAACACGGAACUGCGUCAGACGAUGCAGGAGGAGCAUCUCCGUGCUAUUCCUGAUCUCUACCGUCUUGCCAAGCGGUUCCAGCGGAAGCAGGCUAAUUUGGAGGAUGUUGUCCGAGUUUAUCAGGUGGCUAUCCGGCUACCUGGGUUUGUUCGGGCUCUGGAAGAUGUUAUGGAUGAGCAAUAUCAAGUGCCGCUAGACAAGGAGUAUACGACUAAACUCCGCGGUCACUCGGAUAGCUUGGCCAGGUUGGAGGAGAUGGUGGAGACUACGGUUGACCUUGCUGCACUCGAGAACCAUGAAUUCAUCAUCAAGCCGGAGUUUGACGAGGGGCUUCGCGUUAUCCGCAAGAAGUUGGAUAAGGUCCGAUAUGAUAUGGAUAUGGAGCACCGACGAGUUGCCAAGGAUCUGAACCAGGAUAUGGAGAAGAAGCUAUUCAUGGAAAACCACCGUGUACAUGGCUGGUGCUUCCGUUUGACCCGCACUGAAGCGGGCUGCAUUCGCAAUAAGAAGGGGUACCAAGAGUGCUCGACGCAGAAGAACGGCGUUUACUUCACCACCUCCACCAUGCAAUCUCUCCGUCGGGAGCACGACCAGCUCUCUUCCAAUUACAACCGAACUCAGACCGGCCUCGUCAACGAAGUUGUCAACGUUGCUGCUUCCUAUUGCCCUGUCUUGGAACAGCUUGCCGGCGUUCUGGCACAUCUUGAUGUGAUCGUGAGCUUCGCACAUGCAGCAGUCCAUGCGCCUGCCGGAUAUGUUCGACCCAAGAUGCACCCCCGAGGCACAGGUAACACCGUACUCAAGGAAGCUCGUCACCCCUGCAUGGAAAUGCAAGACGAUAUUUCCUUCAUCACCAACGACGUCUCUUUGAUCCGCGAUGAGUCCUCGUUCCUCAUCAUUACCGGCCCCAACAUGGGUGGUAAAUCUACCUACAUCCGCCAAAUCGGUGUCAUCGCGCUCAUGGCCCAGACUGGCUGCUUCGUGCCCUGCACCGAAGCAGAAUUGACAAUCUUUGACUGUAUCCUUGCCCGAGUCGGUGCUAGUGACUCCCAACUCAAGGGCGUGUCCACCUUUAUGGCGGAGAUGCUCGAGACCGCCAACAUUCUCAAGUCUGCCACCUCGGAGUCCCUGAUUAUCAUCGACGAGCUCGGUCGUGGAACUAGUACCUACGAUGGGUUUGGCCUGGCAUGGGCUAUCUCGGAGCAUAUCGUCACUGAGAUCCGUUGCUUUGGUCUCUUCGCGACCCAUUUCCACGAGCUGACCGCGUUAGCGGACCGUUACCAGAAGGCUGUGAAGAACCUCCAUGUCGUGGCAUUCAUCGGCGACGGAACUGAAAACGAGGCUGAUGACGGUGCCGAAAAGAAGAAGCGGCAAGUUACAUUGCUGUACCGCGUGGAACCUGGUAUUUGCGAUCAAUCAUUCGGUAUCCACGUUGCCGAGCUCGUUCGAUUCCCUGAGAAGGUUGUCAACAUGGCCCGUCAGAAGGCCGAGGAGUUGGAGGACUUUUCCUCUGCUGAGACUGCUGAGAACCAGCAGCCUACUCCGUCAUUGGACAAGUACUCCCAAGAAGAGGUGGAAGAAGGCAAUGCCCUUCUCAAGGAGAUGCUGUUGAAGUGGAAGGCCGAGAUUGAAGGUAAAGAACUUUCGUCUGAGCAGAAGCGCCAGAUCAUGCGCGAUCUUGUCAAGGGUGAUGAGAAGUUGCAGGCGAACAAGGUGUUCCAGGGUAUCAAGGCUCUUUAG
Penicillium cataractarum is the source of this 2823-nucleotide messenger RNA. RefSeq names its product mismatch repair ATPase MSH2. The record is from RefSeq and is a predicted model, not a curated record. Gene Ontology annotation, molecular function: ATP-dependent DNA damage sensor activity; mismatched DNA binding; ATP binding. The transcript has 2 exons. Gene Ontology annotation, biological process: mismatch repair; mitotic recombination. The coding region runs from base 1 to 2823 and encodes 940 amino acids. NCBI's taxonomy places the organism in Eukaryota, Fungi, Ascomycota, Eurotiomycetes, Eurotiales, Aspergillaceae. Gene Ontology annotation, cellular component: MutSalpha complex; nucleus.